AUGGUUGCAGUUAUAAAGGGCAAUGGGCAGACUGAAAAAUAUUCCUGGAGUUAAGCUUGUGAUAUUGAUAGAGGAAGAAUGGACAGAAAGCAUGGAAACUACACAGUGAAUGUUGAAUGCUCUGGAAAUCAGCUACCAAGCAUAUGUUCACAUGACCAAGAGGCUCACAGUUCCACACACUGGUGUCCACCUCCAAAUGACAUAACCAGUGAUAUCUCCUCCAACUUAUCUGGGGUCUGGGUGAACCCAGGAAUCCUUGCACAGUCAAGAUGCCCACAGGCAGAAUUAUCCAACAUGCAGAUAAAAGAAAAGUCUCUGUGCUCUCUGUGGAAGGUUUUCCUGGCUUGUCUUUUGGCAAGUAUGAUAACAACAGCAAUUGGAGUCCUUAUACUAUCCCUGGUAAACAAUAAAGGAAAUAAUUCCACCAUUGUUAUCCAGCCACCCACAAACAACGGAGGGCCUGCAACAGCCUCUACUAAUUCUCAGUCUACACUGACCACCACUUCAACUCAACCUGCAACAGCAACCACUUCAACAGGAUCUACAAGCACUGCAGUCUCCACUGGAACUACAACAGCAAUGGCCUCAACCAUCACUUUAGCUCCACCUGCAACCACAUCAGCUACAACAUCAGGUGAAAGCACAGUCACCACAGCUGCCACAGGAUCUACAACUACUGCAACAUCCAGUGGAACUACAGCUUCAACAACAUAACCUCUUACCACAACAGCCACAACUUUGAGUGAAGCCACAGCUGCUACCUCUGCCACAGGAUCCACAGCUGUUGCAGUUGGCUCUCAGUGUACAAUUAAAUCACUACAGCCAUCAUUCCAAUUGACUCUGCAAUCUCUAUCCCUCAAUUUAGUUUACAGCCAUAACAGCUAUUUUAUCACUUGAAGUUGAACCACAGCUACCACCUCUUUAACAGACUCUAACACUGUUGUAACUUCAGUGAGCCUAGCUGACAGCUGAAACAAUCACCAUUUGCACCAUCUUUUCAAUGGUACCCUCAACUAUGUUCACUUCAACUAAAUCUAUAACAAAUACUACUUCCAUCUGCCCUACAAAUACUGUGACUUCUCUUUUUUUGGUACUGGGGAUCGAACUCGGGACCUUGUGCUUGCAAGGCAGGUGGCGGAAUCA
Messenger RNA from Heterocephalus glaber (naked mole-rat), 1143 nucleotides. Lineage: Eukaryota; Metazoa; Chordata; Mammalia; Rodentia; Bathyergidae. The record is from RefSeq and is a predicted model, not a curated record.